AACCAGCUUAGUCAAUUGCAAUCUGCGGAUGAAAACAUAAGUAGUUGGGUAGCAAUGAAAGACGACCACAUUCCUCACUGUCCAACUACCUGCAGAAUUUAAACAGUAUAAAUUCUGUCCUUGAGUUAGGUUUACACGUCCUGUCAUGGCCAAAAGCAAAAUUAAUGAAUUUGGGCUCGCUCCCAUUAGACUGCCCUGUUCUUAAAUAGGGAACGCCAUUGUAUAUCCAUUGGGCGUUUUCAACGUAUGUUCAAGCCGUGUCUCAAAUCGAUUAUGCAUAUGAUUAAGCAUUUUCAAUUGCAGAACAAGCAGAGAAGAUCUAUAAUGGGGAACUUUCUCGGAGGACUUACAAAACGAGAGCGUCGAUCCGUAAAGAUUAAAAAAGUCGACGGUACUGUGAUGAAUCUGCCGAGUCCUGUGUAUGUGAAGGAAAUAGUUUGUGAUAAUCCAAAUCAUGGGGUUUUUGAAGCAGGUUCUGUUCGUCGACCGGUUGAUUACAGUCGACCUCUUCCUCACAGCUCAGAGCUUCGACCCGGUAGCCUCUACCUUCUUAUUCCUUUUGCACUAUCCCCUGUUUCUGCAGAUUCUGGUUUGGCUUCUGAAAAUGAAGGUUUAUCCAAGGAAAAAAUGGUUAACAAGUUAAAAGCAAGAAUUGUUUCGGCGUGUAAGAAUGGAUCAGGAAUGCGCCUGACUAUUCGACUGAGUAAAAAGGAGGCCGUUUCUCUUCUGGGUAAUGAUGGGCAAGAGGUGAUGAAAAAGCUCGUGGCGUCCUUCUCCCUGUCGACCAUGGAGAAGCACCAGCAGAAGAUUUCUGAGUGGAAACCUAGCCUCGAGCCUAUUGCUGAAAAUUUUGGCUCUGUUUUGCAUCGUUCAACUUCUGCAGAGAUAUAAUGUUUGUCUAAGUUUGUUAAAAGAGUGCUUGUUUUGAUUCUUUUCAUGGAAUGAAUAGAUCAUGUAUGUAAAGCUUUUUUUUGUGUGUGUAAAUGACAAAAAAAUGCAUACUACAGAAUUUGAGUUUCUUUGC
Molecule: messenger RNA, 1024 nt
Organism: Cryptomeria japonica (Japanese cedar)
Lineage: Eukaryota; Viridiplantae; Streptophyta; Pinopsida; Cupressales; Cupressaceae
Exons: 1
Coding region: 247-891 (214 amino acids)
Source: RefSeq, a predicted model, not a curated record